Messenger RNA from Limulus polyphemus (Atlantic horseshoe crab), 535 nucleotides. RefSeq names its product 60S ribosomal protein L23 (gene RpL23). NCBI's taxonomy places the organism in Eukaryota, Metazoa, Arthropoda, Merostomata, Xiphosura, Limulidae. The coding region runs from base 44 to 466 and encodes 140 amino acids. Gene Ontology annotation, cellular component: cytosolic large ribosomal subunit; ribosome. The record is from RefSeq and is a predicted model, not a curated record. Gene Ontology annotation, biological process: translation. Gene Ontology annotation, molecular function: large ribosomal subunit rRNA binding; structural constituent of ribosome. The transcript is spliced from 5 exons.
GUAUUGCGCAUGAGUAAAACAUUCCUCUUACUAUCCAUGAAAAAUGUCUAAGCGAGGACGUGGAGGAGCUGUCGGAGCCAAAUUUCGCAUCUCACUAGGUUUGCCUGUGGGUGCUGUUUUGAACUGUGCAGAUAAUACAGGGGGGAAGAACAUAUUCGUAAUUGCAGUAAGUGGAAUCAAAGGCCGCCUAAAUCGUCUUCCAGCGGCAGGAGUAGGAGACCUUAUAGUAGCAGCAAUUAAAAAGGGAAAACCAGAGUUAAGAAAAAAAGUUAUGCCUGCUGUAGUUAUCCGGCAACGGAAACCAUUCCGUAGGAAGGAUGGUGUGUUCAUUUAUUUUGAAGACAAUGCUGGAGUUAUUGUGAACAACAAAGGAGAAAUGAAAGGUUCAGCUAUUACAGGACCAGUAGCAAAAGAAUGUGCAGAUCUUUGGCCAAGAAUUGCAUCCAAUGCUAGUAGCAUUGCAUAAUCUGUGGAUAAAAAGGAAUGAUUAUGUAUAUUGAUUUUGCUGUUGGAUAAUAAAAAAAAUACUACUGCA